This is a messenger RNA of Argentina anserina (silverweed cinquefoil), 2368 nucleotides long. Its product is annotated as subtilisin-like protease SBT4.3. The transcript has 9 exons. The record is from RefSeq and is a predicted model, not a curated record. Gene Ontology annotation, biological process: proteolysis. The coding region runs from base 35 to 2248 and encodes 737 amino acids. Gene Ontology annotation, molecular function: serine-type endopeptidase activity. NCBI's taxonomy places the organism in Eukaryota, Viridiplantae, Streptophyta, Magnoliopsida, Rosales, Rosaceae.
AAUAGCUAGAACCAUACAUAUAGUAAUAGCUAGUAUGGCUCUUCCAUGGUUUCUCAUUCUCAGUUUCACGAGCAGUAUUCUGCUGUUUGUUGAUGUUACUCAUUCAACUUCUCAAGAUGUCCGAAAGAUUUAUAUUGUGUACAUGGGUGGCUUGCCAAAAAAUGGGGUGCUAGUAACACCUGAUCAUCAUGUGAAUAUCCUACAAGAUGUAGUUGACAGCAGCAACCUUGACAUUGCACAUGGAGAUUUGCUUCUUCACAGCUACAAGAGGAGUUUCAAUGGGUUUGCUGCAAUGCUCACUGAACAAGAAGCACAAAAACUUGCAGAAAUGGAUGGAGUAGUUUCUGUCUUCCCAAGCAAACAGAGGAUGGCCACAACAACAAAGUCAUGGAACUUCCUUGAUUUUCCAGAGACAGUUAAGAGAAGCGCCCUUGAAAGGGACAUCAUCGUCGGUGUGAUAGACAGUGGAAUUUGGCCAGAGUCCGACAGCUUUAGUGAUGUUGGUUUUGGUCCUCCACCCAAGAGUUGGAAAGGAAAAUGUAAAGGAAAUGGCGACUUUACUUGUAACAAUAAAAUUAUUGGAGCACGUUACUACCGUGCUUCCGGAUCAUUCACCGGAGAUUUUCAGUCGCCAAGAGAUUCUCAGGGUCAUGGAACCCACACCGCAUCCACAGCAGCUGGGAAUAUAGUGAGCAAAGCCAGCUACAAUGGCUUAGGGUUUGGAACAGCAAGAGGAGGAGUGCCAUCAGCACAUAUUGCUGUGUAUAAAGUGUGCUGGGGAUCUGAUGUCACAUGUGAAGAUGCAGACAUACUAGCGGCAAUGGAUGAUGCCAUUGCUGAUGGUGUUGACGUUCUCUCUAUUUCCAUCGGAAGUAAUAUUCCGGUUGAUUAUUUGAAAGACCCAUGGGCAAUAUCAACAUUUCACGCUACCAAGGAAGGGAUACUGUGUUCCAUGUCUGCUGGCAACGAAGGCCCGAAAGAGAAAACUGUGACAAACUUUGCACCAUGGCAACUCUCUGUGGCUGCUACCACCAUAAACCGUCAGUUCAUCACCAAGGUUCAAUUGGGUAACGGUAAAACCUAUGAGGGACUUUUACCGAACACAUUCGACCUGAAGGGUAAAUUUUUACCUUUGAUUUAUGGUGGAGACGCACCCAAUAAUCAGUCUUUCGAGACUAUUUCUAGGUUUUGUUGUGAAGGUUGCUUAGACAAAGAUUUUAUCAAAGGCAAAAUUGUGCUUUGUGAUGGCCCUCUUGCAGGAGCUGGGAACGGGGCGCAAUUGGGUGGUGCGGCCGGAGUUAUUCUGACCGGCUCAAAAUUGGAUGAUGAAGUUUUGGGCCCUCCACUUGUCCCUGCAUCUUUCGUUGGAUUGGAAGAAAAUAGCAACAUAUACAAGUACAUAAACUCAACAAGGAACCCAACUGCAACUAUAUGGAAAAGUGAAGAGACUAAUGAUGCGUUGGCUCCAUACGUACCAGGGUACUCUUCAAGGGGUCCAAAUCCGCUGAAUCCCAACAUUCUCAAGCCAGAUAUAGCAGCUCCAGGAACUUACAUUUUAGCAGCAUAUACUCCAACUGUUGUUGGCAGUAGAGGUAGAUUCUAUCUGGAUACCGGGACAUCAAUGGCCUGCCCUCAUGUUACGGCAGUAGCUGCAUAUGUCAAAUCAUUUCACCCUAAAUGGUCACCGGCGGCUAUCAGAUCGGCUCUCAUGACUACCGCCAAACCUAUGAGUGCCAAAACUAGUCCUGAAGCGGAAUUUGCAUAUGGAGCUGGUUUAGUAAACCCCUCCAGGGCUCCAUAUCCUGGUUUGGUAUACGAUCUUGAUGUACAAGACUAUGUAGAUUUUCUGUGUUCAGAAGGAUACAGUGGCAAACUAUUGCAAGCCAUAAUCGGGGAGAAGACUAGUUGCUCAUCAAGUUCUUAUAAGAAAACAUCUAAUGACCUGAAUUAUCCUUCUAUGACUCUUUCCACCAAGGAUCCGAAACUCGUCAAUGGGGUGUUUCAUAGGACUGCCACUAAUGUUGGAUCUUCGAAUUCGUCAUAUAGAGCCAAAGUGGUGGCUCCAUCAGGACUCAAAAUAAGUGUGAAUCCAAGUGUGUUAUCAUUUACAUCUGUCGGGGAGAAGAAAUCUUUUGCUGUCACAAUAAAAGGGCCGAUGAAGAAAUCAAAUUUAGUCUCUGCGUCAUUGGUGUGGGAUGAUGGUGUUUUUCAAGUCAGGAGCCCUAUCGUUUUGUAUGUUGCAGUUUGAUUACGAGGAACGAAUUGUCACCACAAUGAAUGUUAAAAUGUAAUAAAAAACCAAGGCUAGUUUAUGCCGAAGCAAGUGGAGAAAAUUAUCACUUUAAUUGAAUCCUAUCAUCGACAUUAU